Molecule: messenger RNA, 666 nt
Organism: Colossoma macropomum (tambaqui)
Lineage: Eukaryota; Metazoa; Chordata; Actinopteri; Characiformes; Serrasalmidae
Gene: gcga
Product: glucagon a
Exons: 6
Coding region: 141-656 (171 amino acids)
Biological process (GO): response to starvation
Cellular component (GO): extracellular region
Molecular function (GO): glucagon receptor binding; hormone activity
Source: RefSeq, a predicted model, not a curated record
CUGAUCCAUCUGUCUGGCCCUGCUAUAAAAGAGGGAGGAAGAAAGUGAAAAGGCCAGAAAGAGACCGGCGAAAGCAGCAGAAAGGAGGCGAAAGAGCUUGCACAACACACACACACACUCGUCUGCGCACCGGUAUAAAGAUGAAAGGCACGCAAUUCCUCGCUGGUCUUCUGCUUCUCUUCUUCAUCCACAGCAGCCUGGAGCUGCCGCUAAAAGACGUCACAAGCUCAGAGACAGAAGCGCGUGUGUGGGAGGAGAGGAAAGAUUUCCCACUGGUGAAGAGGCAUUCGGAGGGCACCUUCUCCAACGACUACAGCAAAUAUCUGGAAACGCAGCGGGCGCAGGACUUUGUGCAGUGGCUGAUGAACUCUAAGAGGAGUGGCGGGCCGGUCCGGCGCCACGCCGACGGCACCUACACCAGCGACGUCAGCGCCUACCUGCAGGACCAGGCGGCUAAAGAUUUCAUCACCUGGCUAAAGAGCGGACAGCCCAAACAAGAAGGUUCUGGGAAACGAGGGGUAGAAGCAGUACACAGGAGACACGUGGAUGGAAGCUUCACCAGUGACGUCAACAAGGUGCUAGACAGUAUGGCCGCUAAGGAAUACCUACAGUGGGUCAUGAGCCAAUCAUCAGGGACGAGCGGCAAACGGCACUGAAAGCAGCGAG